CACAGCCAGGCCAGCCAUUGAUUUGCUGCGGUGUCGUCCGUGCCGUGCUUCUCCGUCGCAGCGGGAGACGGGGCAGCUGACAGCGUUUCCGUGCGAACCCCUUGAAGACGGUUCGACGGUCUGAGAGGACCGGACAACCGCCAACGCGAUGGUGACCACCGCCGAUUCGAACGCGACUCCCCAGAACCAGGCGGACGCGGGCGGCGCCAAGGAAGACGACGAGAGCCAGAAUAUCUGGUCGUCCAUCCUCAAGCAGGUGCAGGAGAGCCUGCCCAACAAGCUGCCGUCGCACAAGCUCCUGCUCGUCAUGGGCGACAACGAGUCCGGUAAGACGACCCUGAUAGCCAAGAUACAGGGCAACGACGACCCCAAGAAAGGAUCGGGUCUCGAGUACCACUACCUCUACGUGCGCGACGAAUACCGCGAGGACCAGACGCGACUCGGGGUGUGGGUGCUGGACGGCGAUCCGUGGCAUCCGAACCUGCUCAAGUUCGUCCUCACCGAGGAGACGCUCGAAGACACGACCGUGCUGCUGACGGCGUCCAUGACGACGCCGUGGUCGCUGCUCGACUCUCUGCAGAGCUGGGCGACCGUGCUGGAAGAACACCUGUCCAGACUCCGCCUCCCGACCAGCACAGUGGAGAAGAACAGGCUUCGCGUCAUGCGCCGCUUCCAGGACUACAUCGAACCGGGAGACGAGAUCGAAGGCGUGAGCUCGCCGCUGCGCCGCACGUCGGCGACGAUCGGAGGCGAGGACGGAGACGCGUCGUCGUCCGCCGCCCACGCGCUGCCGCUGCUGGGCGAAGAAACGCUGGUCAACAACCUCGGGCUCGACGUCGUCGUGGUCGUCACGAAGACGGACUACAUGAGCACGCUGGAGAAGAACUACGACUUCAAGGACGAGCACUUCGACUUCAUCCAGCAGGCGGUGCGCAAGUUCUGCCUGCGCUACGGCGCGGCGCUCUUCUACACGUCCGUCAAGGAGGACAAGAACUGCGACCUCCUCUACAAGUACCUGGUGCACCGCAUCUACGGCUUCCCCUUCAAGACGCCCGCGCUGGUCGUCGAGAAGGACGGCGUCUUCAUACCGUCCGGCUGGGACAACGACAAGAAGAUCGCCAUUCUGUACGAGAACAUCACGUCCGCCUCGCCGGACGACCCCUACUCCGAGGUCAUCACGCGGCCCAUGACCACGCGCAAGCCGCUGCAGCGCGAGCCGGAGGUCCUGGCCGAGGGCGACCAGGCGUUCCUCGCGCGCCAGUUGGCCCAGCUCAACCAGCAGGCGCAGCCGUCUCCCGGACGCGCGACCUCCUCGGACGCUGCGGCGGGGGCCGCGGGAGGCGCGCGGACGCCCGUCGGCGUCCAGAAGUCGGCAGAACGUCGGCUUCCGGGCUCGCACGGCGCCCUCCCCACGCCGGGCAAGAAGGACACCGAGUUUGCCAAGCUGAGUCAGGCCGACGGCGCCAAGGUGGGCAACGAGGGGGUGCUGCAGAACUUCUUCAACAGCCUGCUCAACCGCAAGACGGGGCCCGGCAGCACGCCCAUCCGCACGGCGGCCGACAAGUCGCUCAUGCACAACGAUGCUGCAGCACAGCUGGAGCGCAUGACGCGCUCCAUUGCCAAGAAUAAGGGCCUGCCGCCUGCGAGUCCCGCCGCUGCAUCCUCCGCUGCGCCGACGACGCCGACGGAAGAGACGCCACCGGCCACCAACUCGUUCAGCUCGUGAAGAGGGACUUGCUUCUGGCCCAAGAGUUGGGCUACUUGGCGAGGGUACAAAUUGAAAUUCGUUGCAGCGCAGCACUAGGUACAGGCAAAAGGAAGGCUUUAUCUGUGCGUGGUCUUGUGCUGAAAUGAAGUUCAAGAUGAAUCACUUUUACCAGUGACCCGAAGUAUGAAAUGAUUGGACAGCAAGGGUUUCGGCAGUGCAUUGCUGUGUGGCAGGAUUGGUUGCAUAGUGCACUUCAGAGCAAAGGAUUGGGUAGGGCAGUAAUGUUGCAAAGGUGCCGCGGCAGGCUUGUUUUUUUUUUAAUAGCAUUCAUGUACGCCAUAUAGUGUUGAUGAAACACCCAACUACAACAUGGGAUGAGCAGCAUCCUUUGUCUACACUUUGUGGCACACAUGAACAGGUUGUGAUAGCCUUGCAGCGAAAGGCUUGCUGAAGAACAAUACACAAUAGUUAAGUAUGAAAUCUCAAAAAAAAGAAAGAAAAAAACAGGCAGGCAAGAUUGCUUUGAGGGCCCAGGGACGCCAACCGAUUUUGGUAGAUGCAGCUUACAAGUGAACUUCCCUUGUUUCACAGCUUUUUGUGUCGUUCUGCAUGCAUAGAUCCAGUGAAAAUGAGCUUCUCAUUAUCAGUGGCCAGUAAGUCUGCAUUUUCAUGGCAGAGAUUGAGUGAUGACAUUACAAGAAAGUCGAGCUUCAACCAUGCUUUGCGAACCUGCUUCUGGGCAUCUCUGUUUGAAGGAGCAGUCUGGUGGAGCUUUCCCAACUGCAGCCCGCACGCUAAUACUAUUUUUAGUCUAUUUCCUGGUACAUUAGACCAACUGUACUAUGCACACACGGUAAAAGGUGUGAGUGCCUGGACUUCGCUGUCAUAAAAUCUAAGAGGUCUCUUUUAUAAGGGUUCAUCUUAUAAAAUGGUGACCGUCUAUAAUGUGUCGGUUGUGGUGGUUUGGUAGUAGAAAUGUUCGCAGUGUGGUUUCUUUGGAAUGGAUUUCCCCGGGUCGGUUUGAAGUUAGCAUAAAGCAUGGCUCGGUAUAAACAAGCUUUUGCUACGUACUACGCACUUAGGCAGCUAUGCAGCUGUUCUUGCCAAGAAAUUGCCAUCUAAGCCCAUGCAGUUGUCAGCUUCGAAGUGGCACCGAAGGACUGCAGAUUGAUCGCUUUGCUAGCCGAGUGUUUUACUCUUCAAGUUAAUUCUCACCUGUGAUGUCGUGUUCAGCGGUGACGCAGGUUUCCUCAAGCGUCGACAUGUCCGAUGCUGGGUGUGUAGCUUUACCUUCAGCGCGGCCUUAUUUAUGUUCAGUUGUGGCUUUACUUGCGAAGUGUUCGCUUCAGCUGUGCAAACUUAGAGCAGCUUUAGUAUGCAAAGAAAAAACCAAAAACAAAACAGGUCUGUUCACAUUCCCUACACGAGAUGGUGUCUUUUAAUAUGACGUGUACUGGUUUGCAUGAUGGGAAGAUAUACGAGAAACUGCUUAACAUUUGGUGCAUGUUACAUUGGCUUGAGGGUAGAGCGGGCUUAAUGUAAACACAAUGGAAGUAAUAAAAUGUUUCUGAACUAUGUUUUAUGACAGCUGCAAUGUUGAAAAAUGUGGUUGAGUGGUCUUAAAAAGCAUUUCUUUUGUCA
Molecule: messenger RNA, 3349 nt
Organism: Rhipicephalus microplus (southern cattle tick)
Lineage: Eukaryota; Metazoa; Arthropoda; Arachnida; Ixodida; Ixodidae
Gene: Dlic
Product: dynein light intermediate chain
Biological process (GO): microtubule-based movement; microtubule cytoskeleton organization
Cellular component (GO): centrosome; cytoplasmic dynein complex
Molecular function (GO): dynein heavy chain binding
Source: RefSeq, a predicted model, not a curated record